Alosa sapidissima (American shad) is the source of this 5613-nucleotide messenger RNA. Its product is annotated as activin receptor type-2A. Gene Ontology annotation, biological process: activin receptor signaling pathway; protein phosphorylation; cellular response to growth factor stimulus. Bases 172 to 1740 code for a protein of 522 amino acids. The record is from RefSeq and is a predicted model, not a curated record. NCBI's taxonomy places the organism in Eukaryota, Metazoa, Chordata, Actinopteri, Clupeiformes, Clupeidae. Gene Ontology annotation, cellular component: activin receptor complex; plasma membrane. The transcript has 12 exons. Gene Ontology annotation, molecular function: activin receptor activity; activin binding; ATP binding.
CAGGCAAUGCGUUGAAUGAGGAGGAUACUGUUGGAAACAAGUGUUGUUGCCAUUGCUGUUCAAGGAGACUCGCGACAGGACAGCAGCAAGUUGGCAGCGAGAGCAAGGACAGGAGGAUCAACCUGACGUGACUGUAAGGAUUUUAUCUGAGGGGUCGACCGGGGAGCAAAAAUGGGAGCAGCUACGAAAUUGGCAUUUGCCGUUUUUCUCAUCUCCUGUUCCUCAGGUGCCAUCCUGGGCCGCACGGAGACGCAGGAGUGUGUGUUCUACAACAUGAGCUGGGAAAAGGAGCGGACCAACCGCAGCGGCAUCGAGCCCUGCUACGGGGAGAAGGACAAGCGGCGCCACUGCUUCGCCACCUGGAAGAACAGCUCGGGCACCGUGGAGGUCCUCAAGCAGGGAUGCUGGCUGGACGACGUCAACUGCUACGACAGCAAUGAGUGUGUGGAGAGGAAAGAGUCGCCGGAUGUGUUCUUCUGCUGCUGCGAGGGGAACAUGUGUAACGAGCGCUUCAUGCACAGUCCAGACCCACAGGCUGUGCAGGGCAAGUCAACUACACACAGCCAGAGAACAGCGACGUCCAACCCGUACCCCCAGAAUCCUCAGCUGUUCAACACGCUGCUCUACUCGCUGGUGCCCAUCAUGGGCAUCGCUGCCAUCGUGCUCUUCUCCUUCUGGAUGUACCGCCACCACAAGCUGGCAUACCCACCUGUCCUCGUGCCAACCCAGGACUCAGGGCCCACCCCCCCCUCCCCUCUGCUGGGGCAGAAGCCACUGCAGUUGCUGGAGGUCAAAGCCAGGGGGCGCUUUGGCUGUGUGUGGAAGGCCCAGCUGCUCAACGAAUACGUGGCCGUGAAAAUCUUCCCCCUACAGAAUAAGCAGUCGUGGCAGAACGAAUAUGACAUCUACAGCCUGAGUGGCAUGAAGCAUGAGAACAUUCUACACUUCAUCGGCGCCGAGAAGAGAGGCAGCCACCUGGACGUGGAGCUGUGGCUCAUCACAACCUACCACGAGAGGGGCUCGCUGACUGAUUACCUGAAGGCCAACGUGGUGUCCUGGAACGAGCUGUGUCACAUUGCCCAGACCUUGGCCCGCGGUGUUGCUUACCUCCACGAGGACAUCCCCGGCCUGAAGGACGGCCACAAGCCCGCCGUCGCUCACAGGGACAUCAAGAGUAAGAAUGUGCUCCUGAAGACCAACCUGACGGCCUGCGUGGCUGACCUGGGCCUGGCGCUGAAGUUUGAAGCAGGCAAAUCAGCAGGGGAGACCCACGGACAGGUGGGCACGCGCCGCUACAUGGCGCCUGAGGUGCUGGAGGGGGCCAUUAACUUCCAGCGGGACGCGUUUCUGCGCAUCGACAUGUACGCUGUGGGCCUGGUGCUGUGGGAGCUAGCAGCACGCUGCACUGCUGCAGACGGGCCUGUGGAUGAGUACAUGUUGCCGUUUGAAGAAGAGGUGGGACAGCAUCCAUCUCUAGAAGACAUGCAGGAUGUGGUGGUCCACAAGAAACUCAGACCCACACUCCGGGAGUGCUGGCAGAAGCAUGCAGGCCUGGCCAUGCUGUGUGAGACCAUCGAGGAGUGCUGGGACCACGAGGCGGAGGCGCGUCUGUCGGCAGGCUGUGUGGAGGAGCGCGUCAUUCAGAUGCAGCGGCAGACCAGCCUCAUCGCGCCCGAGGAGAUCACCGUCGUCACCAUGGUCACCAACACAGACUUCCCGCCCAAAGAGUCCAGCCUAUGAUGGCUGUUCGCAACGUGAAAGGGGGCAGGGUAGGAACAGAUGAAGAAUGAGUGGAACUGACCAAUCAGACACCGACACCAUCUUCACCUCCACUUCCUGAUUCACCCUUAGCAGAGAGAUGACGUUUCUCUGACCUCCGAGACUGGCAGCUGAGGCAGCAGCGAUGGUGUUGAGUUUUUGUUUUGUGAAGCAUGAGGUGGAGUGGGAUUUCACCUGUCCUGCCCUGCCUCCCCCCUCCAACCUCUUCACAUUCAGGAAAAUCUACACCCACUCAAGGGGGCGCCCUCGUACCACCACCACCACCUCGUUUCAAUAAUAAAAACCUCUCAUCACCUUUCAUGUGUGCCUGAAGAGUACAGACAGGACUCCAGGGCAAAAUAAUUGCCCCAACAGCAGGGGUAAAAGAACCCUGAGCUCAUGGGGCAAAUCACCAUUGAAACAAGAGGAUAUGUGGAUUAUGUGGUGGCUAGAAACAGCCCUCGGGGGCAGGUGUUGUGUUAAGAUUUUAUUUUUUAUAAGUAUAUAAAUACAUCGAAAUAUGACAUCAGAAGGAAGGGACUUCUCCAUUGAAUAUACUCCUGGUCUGGGGGGGGGGGGGGGGGGUUAACCGGUUGUUAACAAAAAAGAAAAACAACUAAACAAACAAAAAUAUGAAAUAAAUUAAGAGGAUGAGACUCUGUGAAAGACUAGGUGAGGGAGAAAAAGGGCAACCCUGUUUUUAAAAAGACAAAAAGAAAAAAAAUAUUUGCACUCUGGUGUUUUUAUGAAAUGACUUAUGGUAAUGCCAAUUAAGAUACAGCUUCUGAAUGUUUGGUGUACUAGUGUUGUACAUAUAUCAAUGGAAAACCAACCAACCUACAUGCUAAAUCAAGGGUUUAUUGCUUGUCAGUUUUUUCUGGAAUUUUGUUUCUUAGCAUUACAUUUUAGAAAGGAGAAUAAACCUCCCUCAACAAGCUAUACCUCAGUUCCACAUCUAUGACAAAUAAUGCGUGCACACACACACACACACACCUACACACAUACACACACACACACAUACUCUCUUUCUCACUCUUUUUUUUUACUUGAAAGAAAGACAAUGUGAGGAAGAAAAAACAUGGGAUUGGGAAAAAAAAUGUAAAAUGUGAAUCUCUAGCCGUUUUGUGAAAACUAAACUGAGGAUGCCAACUGACAGAAAUGCUAAGGCCAUAAGACUUCCAGACCAGUGUUUGACCUUCAGUUAUUAUGCCUUUUUAUUUCCUGUGUCACCUGUUUUGUUUUGCUCUUGCACCUGCUUCCUUUCGCCCAUCAGAGCCACCUCACACUUAACUCUCUCAAGCACUUUUGUUUAUCCAUUUUGUUUUUGUUUGUUUUCUUUUGUUUUCCUUCCAGAAUACUGUACGUACGCUCAUCCUCACCAUGAGGAGAGGAUUUCAUCAUUUUCUUUUUGUUCAUGUGAAAAGUUAACACUAAGAUUCUGUUCUGGUUUUGGUUUGCUGUGACAUACAUAGCCUAGUUGACACUUUAUUUAACCGUCUUUAUCCAAUCAUUUCAGUUUCCUUUCUGCUGAGUUUUUGUUCGCUGUCAUGUUUUCCUUUUUCUGUUUUCUUCUUCAUGAGACCCUUUGUUGAGGUUAGUCACGGGCCUUUCCUCUGAUUGGAACAGUGAUGUCAUUCCCCGUGUCCUGAGUUUUGUAAGAGCCCUUGAGAUCUGCAGGUAUCACACUUUGUGAGUCGCCUCAGGUAGCUGUCAUUGAGGACACCUGGACCCAAACACACACACACACACAUACACACACAUAUAUAUACACACGAUCAUCCAAGAGCGGCAGCUCUUUUGUUAAUUCUGGUGCCAUCGGUUAAGCCCCCCCCCCCCCCUCUUUUCUAUCUUCCACACACAAACCCCAAUUGGCGUAACAGCAACUGGUAUUCUUGAGGCGCUUGUAGUGUGACAUUCUCAGAUCUUUUUGUUUUCUGGUCAAGAAAAGUUCAGAUUGCCAUGACAGGUCUUACUUCAGUAAGUUCUGUCUCUCCCUUUUUUUGUGCUGCCUGACUGUGGCGGCGCUGCACCUACCUGUUCAAUUUCUCUUCUUCCUCUCAGCUCUCUCAGCAGUCAGCAACUGAAACCACACAUCAACCAUCAUCAUCAUCAACAACAACAACAACAACAACAUCAGGGAUACAGUACUAUGCUUUUCUAAGUUACAGCAAUUAUGCAACCAACCGUGGUUACACUCAUUAUAAGGAACCACAUACAAACAAAAAAACUUCUACAGACUGUAGCAUUUUUUUAAAUCAAAACAAACAAAAAAAGCAAAAAUAAUUUAUUGCGCUUGAUGAAUCGGAGGGUUUUAUUUAGCCCAAAUAAUCUCUGGCCUGAGCAGUGUGAAGGACCAGGCCCGUGCCAACUCUUUUCUCUGGAUUAGAAAAAAAAAACAAGACACCAACAUUAUCCUGACACUCUGUGUGUGUGUGUAUGCGUGUGUGUUGUGAUGUAUUUAAUCUUUUGUGCCACUGGCAUCUGUGUGUGUGUGUGUGUGUGUGUGUGUGUGUGUGUGGGUUUAGGAAGCACUGCAGUGUGACAGGAAUGGUGGUGUAUGUGACAAACAGGCCUCGAUUCUCCCCUGGCAGGCAGAGUGAUGCGUUUGCGAUCACCGUGGUGUAUGUGUCGCUCCCCCUUCUGCAGACCCCCUCCCAUCUCGUGUAGCCGGUAGUGUCACUGGACCCGCCCACGCCCCAGGCCCCUGCCUCCUCUCUGUGUCAGUGAUAAUGAGGUACUGACACAGGUGUUUUGCGCCAACCUCUACAUCCCCAACCAAUCAGCACUUCCUAGACAGACUCUCCCAGCCAAUCAGCACCUUGACACCCCAACCCCACCCUUCUGAGGUCCAUCCUCCUCCCUACAGUCUCUACUGUACAGUAUGCCCCAGCCCAAGGCCUAGCUCACUAGAGAUACAGGCCUCCUUUUGUAAGAAAUGUCUCCCUUCCUCCCUUUUGGUGCAAGCCAAGAAAUAUACAUAUAUAUAUUAAUAAUAAUACGGAUGAUAACCCAACUGGAUUGGCUGCAUAUUAUAAAAAAUGCACAUUUAUGUACAUAUGAAUGUUGUUUUUAGAUUGUGAAUAUAGCAUGAGGUUGUUUCUAUUAUUUUCAAAGAUAUCACAAAGAAAAACAGUCCUUUAUUAAAAAAAAAAAAGAUUAUUAUUUCAUAAGAUUUUACUGUUGUUUAUUUUAUAUAUCUAUUUUUAAUUGUAUUAAUUUAUAUCAGUGACCCAGCCCCCCACCCCUCUCGAAAGUCACUUCUCAUGGUGAGGCUUUCUUCCUCUCAAUUUAGUUUUUUUUUCUGCUCAAACAACGAUCAGAUGUAACCUUACCAAUGGCGCCGUGUUUAAAAAAGUAACAAAUCAAGUCAUAAUUUACCUCAGACAUCCCAGCUGACAUUAAAAUAAUCAAAACCACCGAUCAGCCUCGGUACAGUGUUCCAAGAGCGUGUUGGUGUGCCAGUAGGCAUCUGACCUGCAGCAGUGUUGGUUUCUUUCUCUCCUUUUCCUCCUUUCUACAAACGCAUUACCUCUGAAACGCGACCGGCUAGCUCUGCUCAUCUCGCCUGCUUGGGGCGGGUUUUCACAUGGAGUUCAUGUCGCUAGAACCCUCAGUCUGCUCUUGGUCAGUUGGCCAGUCCGCAGCACCGACCUGAAAGGAUCGGAUCGACCCAACGUCUUUUCAAAUGGACUCGCCAUUUUUAAUUGCUUUGCAAAAAAAAGAAAGAAAGAAAAGGAUAUUAAAUAAAAAGUAUUUCACCAACUGUUUCAGAAGGCCUGGUUGGAAGUGAUUGUUAAAUGUUGUACAGAAAAAUGUAUGCUAUUCCUUUAAAAUAAAGUAUAGUGACUGCUCUGA